AGGAGCUAGUUAGAUUUAGCGACGAGGAAGGUGAGAGUGAUUCUGGUUCCAUGGCUGCUAGCAUGGACUCUGUUGAAGAAGAUGCUUUUGAGCUUGGAAUCGACGUCGUGCUCGAUAUGUCUGAAGAAGAUUCACCCUGCUCUGCCCCACCUGAGAUAUUUCACAACUCUUCUGGCCCACUCCCAGGACCAUCAACUUCUACACUCCCCCAAUUUGUGGACACCCCUCACAUCUCAGCAGAGGAGCAACCUCAUGUCCCAGCAAAAAAGACCAGAACAGCUCCAGCGGUACCACCACCUGCAGCACUGGAGGACAGAUGGCGUGACCCCUCGGAGGAAGAUGAGCAGCCUCCUCCAUUGCGCUUUCACCCUAGGAGGACCCCAGGAGUCCAGCUGGAUUUUCAUAUGGUCUACAGCCCUUCUGACAUCUUCCAGCUGUUCUUCAGUCAAGAAGUGCUCCUGACCCUGUGCAACAACACCAACAAGUAUGCAGCAAAGAAAACAGAGAAGGGCUUGAGGAGGCAGUGGACUAACGUCAAUGCUGACGAAAUGCUUCGCUUUAUCAGCAUUGUAAUUUAUCUUGGACUAAUCAAGCCUUCAGCUAUUCGGGACCUGUGGAGGAAGGAUCAUUUGCACAGGCACCCAUUUCCUCCUUCAGUUAUGACUGGGAAGCGGUAUGAGGCCAUCAGUGCAAACCUGCACAUGAGUGACCCAGCGGCAGAUGCCAUCAAUGAUCAGCUCAGAGGUCAGCCUGGCUAUGAUUCUCUCUUCCGUCUCAAGCCACUCAUGGAACAGACCCUGACUGCCUGUAAAGCAUAUUACCAUCCACACAAGAACAUUGCUGUGGAUGAAAGAAUGGUGGCCACCAAGGCAAGGAUUUCUAUGAAGCAGUAUAUGAAGAACAAGCCCAGCAAGUGGGGAUAUAAGAUCUUUGUCCUGGCAGACAGCUCCAAUGGUUACACAUACAAUUUCAGUGUGUAUGAGGGGAAGGCAUGUAAACCUUCUGGAAACGGACUGAGCUUUGAUGUCGUGGUCAACCUGAUACAUGUUCCUUCUCUGGGUACAGGAUACACAGUAUAUGUGGACAAUUUUUACACUAGUUCGCUGCUAUUCCAUCACCUGCACAGAAUUGGUUUUGGGGCUUGUGGAACCAUCCGGGAGAAUAGGAUAGUUUCUACUAAGACAUUUGCCAACGACCUUCCAAAAAAAGCUGCCCGUGGCGACAUGAGAUGGACCAGGGAUGGCCCGUUGCUGUUUGUAAAGUGGAGGGACACACGAGAUGUCACAAUGUGCUCCACUGUCCACAAAGCUUACAGUGGGAAAACUGUGCAACGACUGGUCAGAACUAAAAGUGGCACCUGGUCCAGCAAACAGAUCCCUGUACCGGACACUGUGAAUGCAUACAACAAGUUUAUGGGAGGAGUUGACUUGUCUGAUGCCCUCAUAAAAUACUUCUCUGUGACGCAGAAGACCAGGCGCUGGUAUAUGAAGCUGUUUUUACAUUUCAUAGACAUUGUGGUGGUGAACAGCUUCAUCAUCCAUAAGGAGAUGGCACUGGCAAAAAAGCAGAAGCCCCUCAACCAAAAGCGCUUCAGGGAGGUGUUGUGUUCGGAGCUGGCUGGUGUUGGCCUACCACAGGAAUCCCCACCGGCAAGAGCUCCGAGUGCCCCUUUGUCUCCCCCUCAUGUCCCAGAGGAGAGACCACAGGGGUGCUUCCCUGUUCCAGUGUGUGAACUAUCUACUGACGUUCGGCAAAAAGCCACACAAGGGAGGAGGAAAUGUGUCCACUGCAAAAUGAAGACAAUUUUCAUGUGCAGAUCUUGCAGUGUUCCACUCUGUGUAGUGGUAGAUCGGUUGUGCUUCACAGAGUGGCAUGAUCAAAAGACCUAAUAAAGAGAAAUGUAUGUAAAUAGUUUUUGUUAAUACUUGCUGUGUUUUAUAAGUUUUCUGUGUCCCUUGAAGAAAUUAACUUGUUUUUAUCACAAAAAAUAAAAAUGCAAACUCAUA
This is a messenger RNA of Electrophorus electricus (electric eel), 2006 nucleotides long. The record is from RefSeq and is a predicted model, not a curated record. Lineage: Eukaryota; Metazoa; Chordata; Actinopteri; Gymnotiformes; Gymnotidae.